Messenger RNA from Mizuhopecten yessoensis (Yesso scallop), 1131 nucleotides. Its product is annotated as RYamide receptor-like. NCBI's taxonomy places the organism in Eukaryota, Metazoa, Mollusca, Bivalvia, Pectinida, Pectinidae. The record is from RefSeq and is a predicted model, not a curated record. Gene Ontology annotation, biological process: G protein-coupled receptor signaling pathway. The annotation marks the transcript as partial. Gene Ontology annotation, cellular component: membrane. Gene Ontology annotation, molecular function: G protein-coupled receptor activity. The transcript is spliced from 2 exons.
UUCGGUACUGUUAUCCUCUAAACGUUCGUCGAUUUGUGUCUACUUGUGUAUCUAGAGUGUAUGGGGUUCCUUAGGACAUACCCAUCUUGUUAUCGAAUCCGCUGAAGACUGAAAUAACAAAUGUCGGACGUAUUUGUCAAAAUAACAAAUGACCAAAGUAUGGAAUCACGUGACGGUUUAAACUCAAGCUCAGUGUCCAAUUCUUCCGGUGUGGAUUCUUUACACGAUUAUGGUAUCCCCGAGGGGUUCCAAUUCAUCCUCUUAGUAUUGUACGCCGUCACAUGUCUGGUUGUGUUAUUAGGGAAUGGCGUCAUUUGUUACACGAAUUAUACGAUACACAGUUUUCGCACAGUUACCAAUUUCUUUAUAGUCAGCCUCGCUAUAACAGAUAUCAUCAUGACUAUAGUGUGCGUUCCGUUCUCAAUACUUAGCAAUCUGUUUUUCCAUUACUGGCCUUUCUGGAGUUUUCUCUGUCCGAUUGUUGGGUUCGUACAGAUGUCAAGUGUGUUACUCAGAUCCUUCAUGCUUGUCGCUAUGACAAGCGACAUGUACCACGUGGCCACUAGGCCAUUGAAGUCACGCCUUACAACGUCCCGGGCAAAACUGUUGGUGAUGGUGAUAUGUGCCUUAUCAUGUUUAAUAUCUCUUCCCACAUCAAUAUAUUCAAAAAUUGAGUACAUGCCUUAUGAGCCUGGGUCCCAAGGUCUAUGUGUGGAGAAAUGGCCGGACGAUUUCGUCAGAAGUAUUUACGGAGUUUGUAUCAUGAUGCUUCAAUACUUCAUUCCACUGAUCAUCAUGGCAUUCACAUACAUCCACAUUGGGGUCAUUAUCUGGAUCAAACGAACCCCGGGGGAAGCUAACACACGUAGAGACGAACGACUGGCCACCUCUAAAAAGAAGACAAUUAAAAUGAUCAUUGUGGUCGUGAUUGCUUACCUGUUGUCCUGGCUACCACUCCAUAUGAUAACUAUCAUCGGAGACCUGGACCAAUCCAUUUUUGACUCACAGUGUGUGCAUAUGCUAUGGCUUACUGCUCACUGGCUAGCAUUUAGCAACUCGGGAGUUAAUCCAGUUAUUUUCUAUUGGAUGAAUUCUAAAUUCCGGCACCAUGUGUUGUUCUGUCUCCGUGUG